AAUAAUAAUAAUUCCAGGUAACGUCAGUUCAAAAAUCCAAUUGGAAUCUCUCAUCUGUCAGUCAAAAUUGGAAUAUAAACGGAAAGUCUCUUUGUAGAUAUUUAAGGAAUCACUUUUUGCAAUUACUAAUUAUGAAGAAGGAAAACGAUCCUAAUGUUGAAGACAGAGUUGAAUGCCAAGGCUCUUAUGGUACAAUAAAGUAUAUAGGAGAAGUGGAUGGUCAUAGUGGAACUUGGUUAGGGGUGGAAUGGGAUGAUUCUGAUAGAGGUAAACAUGAUGGUAGUGUUAAAAAUAUUGAAUAUUUUAAAGCCAGAUCUGCAACAUCCGGAUCCUUUGUCAGACCAGAGAAGAUCGAGCUGGGACAAAGCAUCAUAUCAGCAAUCACCACUAGGUAUGGGCAGAAAGAUGAUGAAACUGAGGCUAAGCAUUUACAGCAGCAACUGUUGAGCACACAGCAGACAAUGAAUGCCCCAUUUCUGCAGCUGGUUGGUUUUGAUAAAAUCACUGAUAAGCAAAGGAAAUAUAAUGAGCUGCAUGUGAUUAAUGUGCGGAUGCAGAAAAUCAACCAUUUGGGGAAACCCAGGGAGGUGAUGGAGCUUUGCCCCAACAUCUGGGAAUUGGAUUUAUCAAAGAAUUUAAUUAAUUCUUGGUCUCUGAUUCUGCAGCUUUGCUCUGAGCUAAAGUCUUUGAAAAUACUUAACGUCAGUGAAAAUAUUUUAACUUAUCCAAUAGAAGAUGGUGAAGAAAGGUACGAAAGUGUCACAACGUUGAUUUGCGGAUCAAUGAAACUGAAUUGGGAAGGAUUGUUGAAGAUGACCAGGCAUUUCCCCAAUUUAGAAGAGUUCAUUGCACCGAAGAAUAAUGUAAUGAAUUUGGAUAUCGGUGAUUCGGAUUUGCAAAAGUUGAAGAUUUUGCAUAUAGAUCAGAACGAUAUUGGGUCGUGGUCGGAAAUCUGCAAAUUGGGACAUCUUCCCGAUCUGGAAUUGCUUAAUGUUGAAUCUACGGGAAUCAAAGAAAUCCGUUUUCCGGAAGAGGGCAAAUCGAAAUUGUUUAGAAAUUUGAAAAUGCUUUACCUAAAAGAGAAUUUUAUUAAUGAUUGGGAAUCAGUUGGUGAAUUGAAUAAGCUCGAGAAUUUGAUUGAUUUGAGGCUGAUCAAGAAUCCCAUCUUCGAGCAUAACACUUACGAUACUUGCGCUCAGUAUAUCAUCGCUAGGAUUGCUAAUUUAAUGGUUUUGGAUGGUCAAAUUAUCUCCGAAGAGAGAAAAGGCGCGGAAUACGAUUAUCUGAGAAUCAAUGGAAUCGAGUGGUUGAAGUUCAAAGAUGACGAUGAUACCCGAGCGGACUUCUUGAGACGCUUCAAUAGGUAUCAAGAAUUGGUGAAAAAAUAUGGAGAACUUGAAGAAUCUGAGCUGAAGGUUCAAUCGAACAUAAUCCAGGUAUCGUUGAUCAAUGUCAAUUUGGUGUAUGAGGACAGGGUGAUCUCCAAGAAGCUACCACCAACUAUACUCGUGCAAAAGCUUAUCAUGUUGACCCAAAAACUGUUCCAAUUGUCCGAAAGACCUACGUUAAUCUAUGAGAGCGCUUUGCAUGAUAAUAUCAAAAUUGAAUUGGCAGAUGAAUGCAAAGAAUUAGGCGUUUAUUCCAUUCAAAACGACGAUAGAAUCGUUGUCAGGGUGUGAUGAUUUAAACGAAACCGCGAAAUUUAAAAUUAAAUUUAAACAAAACUCUUCAUCUUCAUAACGCUUCAAGCUAUUAAUUUAUAUGCACAAUAAAAUUGUAAUUGUUAACGAA
This is a messenger RNA of Nicrophorus vespilloides, 1791 nucleotides long. RefSeq names its product tubulin-specific chaperone E (gene Tbce). The transcript is spliced from 8 exons. The record is from RefSeq and is a predicted model, not a curated record. Gene Ontology annotation, molecular function: protein binding. Lineage: Eukaryota; Metazoa; Arthropoda; Insecta; Coleoptera; Silphidae. Bases 132 to 1679 code for a protein of 515 amino acids.